Messenger RNA from Fusarium tjaetaba, 477 nucleotides. RefSeq lists its product as uncharacterized. The transcript has 3 exons. Bases 1 to 477 code for a protein of 158 amino acids. The record is from RefSeq and is a predicted model, not a curated record. NCBI's taxonomy places the organism in Eukaryota, Fungi, Ascomycota, Sordariomycetes, Hypocreales, Nectriaceae.
AUGUCCAGUCAACAUCAGGAUAUUGCCCUCAACCCCACUGGCUGGGGUUAUGCCACUGGACAGAACGGUCGCGUUCGGCGUUCUCUCAUCCGCUACAAAAAGUCGUCGCUGCCUCAGGGCGAAGAAUUCCAAGCAGAAGUGGCGUCUGUACAGGAUCCCCAGGCUCUCGAUCUCGCGGACACCAAGAAGAGCCAGCUAGGAGUUGUGAUAUCAACCUCAUCGGGGACCUUCGAUGCUGAGACAGGUCACGUCGUCCCGUACCAAGCCGGAUGCUUGCUUGUCAUUCGUCCUCUGUGGCGUAACAACGGAGAGUUCCAUGUUCUCUACAAGAACGACGAGCACCGGCCAAUUCGACUUUCGAUGAAACUUCCCAGGGCGUCGGCCGACUCCCAUCUCGUCUACUACGACGAGUGGACGACCUCUCUCAAGGGUCCGAUGAAGUUGAAUUCGGUCCCGAAGAAGCUUCCUAGCUUCUAG